Molecule: messenger RNA, 4422 nt
Organism: Linum trigynum
Lineage: Eukaryota; Viridiplantae; Streptophyta; Magnoliopsida; Malpighiales; Linaceae
Source: the annotation of a GenBank genome assembly
GAAAAUGAAUAGUACUUUUAGCAACAAUUAAUAAUGCAAUAUAUUUGUUUUAUUUUGAAAUAAAAUAUGAAUGAAAGAGAAUAUAGAAAUGGGUCAAAUUCCUGAGUUUUUUUAUUUCCGAUCCAAACCGGAUGUACAAGUGUAGAUAAAUCUCCUUCAAUUAUAUGGUACUGGAUUUAGUGUUUGCAAAAUCAUUGCAUAUGCAAUCUAAUCGAAAAAAUUGUCUAACGACUUGGUAUGAAAUGGUUGAACAACAUUUAAAUUAUACUUUAAAUACAAAAUAUGUUGUCACUAAUUUUUCCAAUAUAAUCUCUGAUAUAUUUUUACAAUCCUUGAGGCUACCAAUACUAUAUGUGUGAAAAUCUAUUUGCCAAAGUAAGAGCCAGAAAAAGCUCCAGAAAUGGCAGUCUGCUUAAUUGAAGCCUCUGAUUCUGUCUCCCCUCGUUUCCAGUUCGAACUCGACGGUUACCUCUCCGUGAGUGCUCCCUUUUCCCGUUUUAUGAUGUUCUCUUAAAAUUCCCUAUAGCUACUUUCUCUGGUGCAAUUUCGCCAACACUUGGCAUGCGCAGUCGUUCUACCUGCAAUCUUAUCCAUAACCAAUCGUGCCUUGCGUGAAUAACUGCAAUGUAGCUUUUGUUUCUUGCGUUUGAAUUCUGUUCAAAGGAAAAAGUCAUGGAGCACUUGCAUUUUCUUGCUAAGCGCAAACGAACUAUGAAAGUUAUGCAUGAACAUAAUGCUCAUAACUUCCCUCUAGAUUAGCAGUUGUUGAAGCCCCUAUCCUCAAAUGGAUAAGGUUACUUAAUAUUCGUUUUUGAAAAACCCUAGAUGCUGUCGGAGUAAAGGAUCGUCACAAGGGCGUUCUAGUGUGUUGUAGUUUCUUAUCCCAGACUUGUAUCAUUGGAUGAUACCAUGUGAAUCGCUAGAAACAGGUACACUGUAUGGCUAACCCAAUAAUGAGAGCUUCAUAAGGGGACUAGAGCAGGCUACAAUGGACGCUAGAUGAAUAGUAAAUAUGCUUGGAAUUAGAGAUGUCCAGAGCAUCCCUUUGGCAAGGUUGCUAUAUGCUUUUCGUUCUUUUAAUUUAUUCUGUUGAACUAUUUUCUACUAGUUGAAAGUUUGUCUACUUCAGAUCAGAUUCAACUGUAUUAUUUUUCUACUCAACAUGACUUCGUGUAUUUUUUUUUGCUGUCGUUCCUCCACAUUCUUACUGUUUGCUGCAGGGUUGCGACUUACACCAGCUCAGGAAACUGCCGUGAGUUGGGUAAGUUUUCUUUUAUCCCGUGAUCACCAGCUUUUUGUCUCUAAUACGGUCUGUUAUUCAAGAUGUACUCUUCAUUUCAUUCAUGUAGAUAUUAAAGGAUGGGAUGCAACAUGUAGUAAAGCUAAUAUGUCUGCAAUUUUGGGUGCUAGAAUGGACUCUGAGCCAAAAGCGUUGGAGAAUACUGGGUUCUCUUUCUUUUCUCUUUAACCUUGAGUUUUAUUUUCUGCAAACACCCCUUCCCCUUCUUCAUGGAUUUGAGAAGAUUAGUGUAGAUAACAUUGUUGUCUUUGCAGCUGAUCUGCUGUAUGAUUUGGGCAGCGGAUUGGAAGUUCUUUCUCCAUUGUGCCCUAGUCUCUUUCUUGAGGUGGCUGGCCUUGGCAAUUUUACUAAGGUAUAUGCUGGUUGUUGAAAGGGAAUGGCAGUAGUUGCAGCAAAGGCAACAAGGUGUGUUAGGAAUGGGAGUAGGGAUCCAAUUAGCACCUACCGUUUGUUCCACUGUGCAGGGGAAGUUAGCAAGAAAAUAAGAACAAAUUCAUGGAUAGCAAACCCAGCAAGAUUUAACAUAAAGAACUAAUCACCAAAACCAUAUAAUAAUUUGAGCGUUGCAUCCUUAGGAAGUAAAAUUAAGGAGAAACACACACAUAUUGUACUUAGAAGCUAAACAUAUACCGUCUCACAAGGGCCAUAUGCUGGCCGAAACAGAUGUGUUUCUUCACUGGAUUGUUUAAUUUGAUUGCAAAUUGCAAGUUUAAGAGCACAUCUCCAAGACUGUCUCACUUUGUAGUUUCAUCAACCUGACUUCUUACUUGGUUUUGCUGACACAAAAUUCUGCAUUAUGCUAUAAAAACAAGGAUAAGAACUCUUUGUUAGAUUCUGCCAAUCUGCAGGAAGAAAGUGAGAAUGGAAGAAAGUGUAGACUUUGAAAUCAAAGUUUUGGUUUCAAACCUUGUGAAAAAUAUCCUUUGAAUCAAGUGUGCUGCUUGAAUAACCCGGAAUGAUCCUUUUCCUCGACAGAGCAUUGUGCAACUGCAACCCAUAAAAACUUUUAUACUCGUGAGGUUUUCUCGUCUACUCUUCUUUAAGCAAUGAAGAACUAGAGUGCAUCCCACCUUUAUUUGUUUAUCAAGUUGCAUUGGUUUGAGUAGCUUUGCUUGGGGACAAGCAAAUGCAUGUAUUGUUUACAAUGCAUCUUUUUUGUUUUUGUUUUUUAACAGAUACAAUAUAUGGAUUGUUUCUGUGAUGUGACAAAGUUAUCACUCAUUUUGAGUGAUUGUUAUAUCUCAACUUUUAGUUCUGAUUGUUGAGAUAGUUGAGUUGAGAUUGUUUUGUCUCAACUUUUAGCUAAUGCGACAUACCCAAUCACACAUACCAAACGUUAUAUUCUACAAUGCAUCAAAUUCGACAAUACAUGUAUAAUAUGCAUUCUCAACAAUACAUCUAUUUAACAAUCGGCAACUUCCAAACCACCCUAUAAUCUCCUACAAAUGAAUGAAUAAAGCACAAAUGAAUGAAUAAAGCAUGGCACCUUGUCUUUUGUCCUAUUAGGAGAGUACUUAGUAAUUAGUAUAGCACCAUGCUUUUGUCAUGGUUUCCCCCCCAAAAGAAAGAAAUAUGUGUUUUGCUUAUAGUAUAGGCCCCACUCCGAGGCGGCCUCCUCGCCCCCAUCCUUUUAUUAUAUUUUAACCACCAAACCCUUGUCCCCAUUCUCAUCAUUUUUAUCACACACUUGCACAGAAGCACAUGUAAGUAAAGCAAGCAGAGAGAUACGAAACAGAGAGCACAUCCUUCCUUUGUAUUGCCUUGCUCUGCUCUGUGUUGUGAAGGUGGUGAAGCAAGGCAGGGAGAGCGCGAAGAUGGUUCGAGCGCCAUGCUGCGAGAAGAAGGGGCUGAAGAAGGGGCCAUGGAGCGGAGAGGAAGACCAGAUUCUGGUCAAUUACAUUCACCUCCACGGCCACGGCAACUGGCGCGCCCUCCCCAAGCUCGCCGGGCUGUUGAGGUGCGGCAAGAGCUGCAGGCUCCGGUGGACCAAUUACUUGAGGCCUGACAUCAAACGUGGCAACUUCUCCCUUCAAGAGGAACACACCAUCCUUGAAUUGCACAACCUCUUGGGCAACAGAUGGUCGACGAUAGCGGCAAAAUUACCUGGCCGAACGGACAACGAGAUUAAAAAUGUGUGGCACACUCACUUGAAGAAGAGGGCCGCCAACCACGACGACACCAAUAAUAAUCAUCAUCAACAACAGCCUACUACUAAGAAGCGACGAUCCGCCUCCAAAAAAUCCAAGGCCGCCAGCGUUAAGGCGGAUCAACAAACCAAACCGACGGCGGCGGAGGAGGCAGAGGCGGAGGAGGAAUUAAAGUCAUCAUCUCCAGGCGUGGCUCCUCCGCCUGCUUCGCUGCUGCGGCAGUACUCCAGCGACGACGUGUCCUCCCUGACGACGGGGGACAACGGUGGGACACAAAGCAACGGCGCGAAGCCUGAGGAUUUUUCUUCCACGGAGGAGAUGGACGAGAGUUUUUGGUCGGAGGUUCUGUCGGCGGACAGCUCUACCUCGACCGAUCACGAUUUCCCGGCGGCGGAACUUGGAUCCGGGUUAUACGAUAAUCCGUUGGCUUCGUUUGUGAGUAGUGAGGGUGAUGGGCCGAAAGGUGGUGAGGAGGAGGAGGCUGCAGCCCUGGCCCACUCGAUUGUGGACUAUACUAGCAUGGACUUUUGGUACAACCUUUUGACCGGUGACAACAAUAAGGAGUUAUCUCAACUCCCACCCAUUUGAGAAAUCUUUUGUUUGUUUUUCUUCUUCUUAGACUUUAGGGAGGGAGGGUAUGAUUACUUAUUAGUGUUUUUUUAGUGAGGUCUUCCCUUCUUCGGGUCCGUCACGAUCCCGAUCUGAUCAUCUUUGCUUUUACUUUCUUUUAGGUUCGACCGUUGUGAUUUUGCUGUUCAAUUUGUCGACAAAUAAUUCAGAGUAACAAAGGCGAACCAUCUGAAGGAUAAAUUAAAAACUUUUAAGAAAGCCCAAUCUCAUUUCUUGACACCUUUGCAAUAUAUAUAGAACUUUUAAUUGCCGAUGGAUAGCUUAAACAUGGGCUAUUUAAUGCGAGCUAUUUACUAGUUCAACUUGUCACUCGGGUUUUCAUAUAAAUGAAACGAUGCAAUCGAA